Paramecium primaurelia is the source of this 9017-nucleotide messenger RNA. NCBI's taxonomy places the organism in Eukaryota, Ciliophora, Oligohymenophorea, Peniculida, Parameciidae. The record is from the annotation of a GenBank genome assembly.
AUGUUAAAAGAUAUACUGAUUUAAAAAUCACUAUUCUCAUUAGUCACCAUAAUUGCUUUAGCCUCUUGCUAUUAAUUUAAUGAAGAAUUACUAAUUCCCAGCUCAUACCCUUUAGAAUCAACAAUUAGAUAUGACAUAGGGGAUUUCAUUUCUUUUGAAUUUUGGAGCUUCUAUAUUACAAAUUGGAUCCCUCAAUCCUAUCCUUAAGUUGAAUAAAAAAUAAACUUUGAUAAACCAAAGCAAUAGUUGCUAUUUUUAAUGAAAAGUUUAGAUGAUAAUCAAGUAUUAGCAUUUAUGUAUACAAAUGUAAUUACAAAUACUUAUGUGGUUCAUUCGCUCUUUGUUGAGGAUAAACUGUCUUAAAUUGCAUAUGAUCCUAAGGAUUAUGAAGGAGUUUGGAUAAUCACUAUUAUCACCCUAGAAUAUGAUUCUCUGAUUUAUGAAACAGUAGGAAGUCUCAAUAUUAAUUAUAAAUUAUUAUAUCUUAAUUAAGCCAAACCUAAUUCAGUUGAAUUUUUGGUUGGAGGAACUGGAGUUGUAAGAUAUAUCAAUAUUUGUAGAUAAAAUAGUAAUAUGAAUUAGGAAUAUUUCGAGGAAGAUUAUCCAGGAUUUUUAUUCAAGAAUAUUAUAGAUACCCUUGGGAUAUAUAUGAUGGAACAAUAUAUUGGCUAAGAUUAAACGAAUAUGAAAAAAAAAUAAAUAUACUUCCAGGAUUAGCAUAUUUUGAUGGAGUUAUUUAAAAAGAAUUUGAAUUUGAUUAAUUUGGAAGGAAAUUCUGCUUAUUUGGUUGGGCAAAAUAUUAUUCUUAAGAGGCAUACUAAUUAACAUAGUAUUUAUUAGUUAGACUAACAAUAUUUAAAAAUUACAAAGAUGAAAUAAAUAUAGGAGAUGAAAUUGUAAAGAUAAUAGUUAAUUUGGAUUUAUCAAAUUAAAAUAAUUGUGGAUAUGAUGUUAUAUCACACCAUUAUUUUAUGCCAUAUCCUAUUUCUAUAGAAAAAUUGGCAACAAAUGAUAAAAUUACUUUGAGAUAAGAUUUACCAUAUUUUUAAUUAUUAACAAAAUGGCAUUUCAUUUCAUUUGAAUAUGGAUUAGAAGAAUAGAGAAGAAAAUCAUAAUUUAGAUUAAGCUAUUAUGAAAAUUAACAGUUAAUUACAAAUUCAUAUCUAAUGGGAGACUUAGUAUACAGUAACUUAUUUAUUAAUACAAAAUAUUAUGCGAUAUUUGGAGGAGAUUAUACUAUUUAUAAAAAAUUGAAAGGACAAUUAGCUGACUUUAAAUUUUUCUCAAAUUAUUAAUAUGAUUUAAAUCUAAAUUAUUGUAUUAUAAUGAGAUAUAUUUAGAUUGCCAUGAUAAUUGUUAAACUUGUUACGGUCCCUUAAACAAUAAUUGUUUAUCCUGUUACGAUGAUAGGGGAAGAGUAUUUCUGGAAGAAUAUCAUCAAUGUGUUUGUCCAAUAGAUUAGAUAGAAAUAAAUUAGAUAUGUAAAUCUUAUUCUGACCUAUUUCCUUCAUUAAUCUAUGAUGAAAUUAGUUUAGAUGUAUCAAAUUCUGAUUGUCCUUUUGGAUAUUUUUAUCUACCAACCAAUUAAUAAUGCAUAUAAUGGUAAUUAUUGUUAAUAAUAUAGUCCUCAAUGGAAUUCAUAUAAUUUAUAUUGUAUAGAUUGUCUAUUGAAUUCAAAAAAUUGGUAUAUUAAACCUAUUUGUACUAAGGAUUUCAUAACUUAACAAGUAUCAUAAACAGAUGAUGCUUAUACACAAUAAGAUAGAUCUGUUUUAGAUUAUGAUCUUUAUAAUAUUGAUGAUAGUUAUAAUUUGAAUUUAAUAGAAGGAGUAUAUGAUUAUUGUGAUAUAACAGAAAUAUAAUUUGAAAAUUGUUUUCAGUUAGAUGUUAAUCAUUUAUCAAGUACAGCCUUUGGGUUUUGUAAAGAAAAUCGUUAUUAUUAUAACUUUAAAUGUAAGUUAUUAGAUGCAGCAUGUAAAAAAAUAAAUUAAAAUACAUAAAAAUGUACUGAAUGUUUGAGUGGAUAUUAUCUAUCAGAUGAAAGUUCAUCUUGCAUUCUAUGUCCAAAUUCUUGUCCAAAUUGUCUUAGCUUAACUGAAUGUUUAUCUUGUUAAACAGGUUUUGGACUGAUUAACAAUUAAUGCUAAAAAUGUGGCAAUUUUUGCAAAGUUUGCUAAUAUUCUAAUGAAUUAGAAAUUAUGGUUUGCUUAAGCUGUUUAGAUAAUUAUUUUUAUUACUUAUCCUUGAAUUCUUAGGAUUGUAGAAUUAAUGAAUUAACAAAUUGCUUAAUUGCAUUUGAAAGUUCUGAAUCAGAUCCUCAUAUAAAUUCAUUAGAUUAUAUGUUUAGACCUUAUUCUGGUUUGACGUUUACUAAAUGUGCAAAAUGUAUUGAUGGCUAUUUUUUUGAUGAACUUUAUCUAGUCUGUCUUGAGGGAAAAUAGAAAAAUUGUAAUUAAUUUUAUCUUUCGAAGUAAGGAGUAUUCAAUUAACAGGUAUGCUUAUAUGGUCCUUAUGAUUCAAUGGUUAUGAUAUAUUCAUUUGUUGAUGAAUGUCCAAGAAUGAAAUUAAACUGUUAAUACUGUGUAGUUGAAUAAUUAACAUCAUACAUUGUGUAAAAUGAGAGAAUCCCAAAAAAAGUUUCUUACUCUUGUCUUGUUUGUCAAAAUGGUUAUUAUGCUCAAAAAAAAACAGGAUAAUGUUUAUCGUGCCCAUAAGAUUUACAUUGUUUAAGUUGUUUUUAGUAAAACAAAAUUUCUAAAGAUAAUUGGAAAAAUGAUAUUCGAGCUUUUUAUAGAGCCUCUAUAGAUACUGAAUUUUUUUAGCAUAAAUUUACUGAAUAUGGAAUAAGUCAAAAUGAUAUAGAUUAUGAAAUCCUUUGUACAAUAUGCUAAGAAGGAUAUGAACUACAUGAAAAUCAAUGUAUUGAAAUUUGUCCAGAAUCAUGCUUAAAAUGUAUAUUGUAAAAUAAUAAAAAUAUUUGUAUUAAAUGUCCCUAAGGAUUAAAAAUUAGAAAUAGAACUUUGAUAAAUAACCAAUGUAUUUCUUGCCCAAACAAUUGUAAUUUGUGUUAUGAAAGAGAUAAACAAGAUGUACAUUCUAUUAAUCCACUUUUUAAUAAUGAAGAAUUCUCUAAUUACUCAUAUUAUUGUAUAUCUGGAUCCAAUGGCUAUUUUGAUUAGGAAUUAGGAAUUGAUGCUGAUUGCGAAUUUGGUCCAUGUAUUAAAUCAAUUGUUUUAAAUUUAAAUUUAAUUUGUAAUAAUGAAGAAUACUACCAAUAAUUAAAUUCAUUAGAAACAGAAGAAUAAAAAAAAUCAUUUUAACACUCAAAUAUUUUGAGUGAUCAAUUAUUUUCCUCAUCAAGUUUUUCUUAAGUAAUAAUAAUAUUAAUUAAUUUAGUUUGAGACUUAAGAAUUUUACCUAUUAGCUAAUUAGAAAUCAAUUAAAUAAAUUUUGAUAAAAAUUACCAGUCAAUAACAUUAAACAUGUUCUGUUCUUGAUAAAUAAUAGAUUUCUUAGAAUUUUAGUUCCAAUAUUUUCACAGCAAUGUAAUUUUUGUAAUUUAACUAAAUUAGAUAGGUUGAACUUGAAAUUUUUGGAAAUGAUUUUACAACUUUUUAAUUUUAACAAUAAUUAUUAAUUGUUAAUUUUAAAAGAGUGCAUAUCGAAGGGAUUAAAAUUGAUAUUGAUUUUUUUACAUAUGGUCCAAGUAUACUCAAGUUUAAAAGUGCAUUUGAACAAACCAUUUAAUUAAUUAAUAUUCUCUUUUGGUAAGACGAUCCCAGAAUUACUUUUUAAACUAUUAUGCAAAAUGCAAAAAAUGUUUAUAUUUCAAACUUUAUUGUCUAAGAUUGCUCCAGAUAAUUUUAUAUUGAGUAUUUUAUUAAAAUAGAAAAAAUACAAUCAAAGUAAACUGUAAAAAUAGAGAAUUUCAAUGUUAUUUAUAGUUAAUUUUGGGAUUUACAUUUUUUUUGGUUUGAUCUCAAAAAAGAUGAUUUAGUAGAAUUGAAUUAUAUAUAUAUUGAGACAUCACUUUUUAAUAUGGGAUUUAUAAACUAAACUAAUGGUGAAUUGAGAAUUUUCUAAAUGAAGAUUAGUUAUUCUGAUUUUUAUUCUAAUAAUGGCUUGUUUUUAAUUAAAAAUUUAUAAUACUUCAAUUUUGAUUCAUUAGAAUUUAUUUCAAAUACAGUACACUAUGGUAAAAUAAUCGCUAUUAAUAAUUAUUCAGAUUUGAUGAAUUUAAACUUUAGCUUAAAUUAGUUUAAAGAUGGUGCAUAGUUAAUUGUUAAUGAUAAAGUUGAAAUUUUUUAUAUCUAUAUUGGGAACCUUGGAUUCUAUUUAAAUAAAUAUCAUGAAAAUGCAAGAUUUAUAAAAUUUACUUAAAAUAUAAUACCUAAUAGGGAAUUAAUAAUAAACCAGCUAUCAAUAGUUGCAAACAAAUUUAUUUAACAACCGUUACAAACAGUUUUUGAUAUUUUAGAAAUGAGUUUAAUUUAUUUAGAUGUAAUUUCAGUUAAAAUUGAUCAUUUGAUCAUUCAAAAAGCUUAUGGGAUUCAAGAUAUAGUUAUUAUAAAUUCUGAAAAAUUAAUAUUAAAGUAAAUAGAAAUUUAACAACAUGAAAAUUUUAAAUUUAAAGGAAUUCAUGAAUUAUUUGAGUGUUUAGAAUAAUCUAUUAUUAAUGAAUACUAUUAUCUUUCAAUCAGUAUUUAUGAUGUGCCUAUAAUUGAAAUCACAAAUUUAAUAAUUUAAAAGGCUGAAUCAAUUAAUUACCCUAUAAUUGAUAUUAAAACUUCUAUUUUAAAGACUAAAACGAAAAAUAUCAUUCAGCUUUCAGAAUUGCAUUUUAAGGAAAAUCUAAUUUUGAUAACAAAUAAAAUUAAAUAAGCAUCCCUAUUUUAAAUAUCAUCUGCAGAAGAUUAUUAAAUAGAAAUUAAGAAUUCAAAUUUUGAAAAAAACAUUAUGCAUCAAUAUAUUUAAAUCGAUUUAAGUAAUUCAGGCCUUUUAUUUAAUUUUGAUUGUUAGCAUUGUACCAUACUUUUAAUCGAUCUAAAUUUUACACAAAAUAUUGCUAUAAACACUUUCAAUAGUAUUUUUUACAUUUAGGCAAAAUAUUUAUCAAUUUAGAAUUCUAUUUUUGUUUAAAAUAGCUAAUUUGAUUAUUUAAUCUUAUAGCCUUAUCUAUAUUGGGGUUUCCAAGAAGAUCAGGAAAUAUUUUUUGAACAAAUUCAAGAAAAAUUUCCAAUAAAAGUCUUAACUGGAAAUGGGAAAAUAGUUUGCUAAGAAAUAUUUAUAAGGAAUGUUUCAAUAUCUAAUUCUACUGGUUCUGGAUUAUAUAUAAUUUUAGAAAAAGAAGCCUCAUUAAAAAUAUAUGAUACAAAUAUUAGUAGUUUAAGCUCUAUAUAUUAGGAUGAUAAUGAAGAUGGAGGAGCCUUUCUAAUUGAUACAUCAAUAUCAUCUUCUACAAGUAUAUACCUUUAAAAUGUUAAUGCUUAAGAUAUAUUUUGUCGAAAUCGAGGAGGUCUAAUUUUUAUAUAAAGUGGAUUAGGAAAAACUAUGAUAAAUUUACAAGAUAUUACCAUAAAAGAUGUGUAUUCAUUGAAAGGAUCCAUCAUAUUUUGUGAAUUUUCUGCAUCCACAAAAUAGUCAUAACAAUUUGUGCUUAAUCAUUUAGAUAUGACAAAUUCAAUUUAAGGAUACUUAAGAUUUCUUAACAGAUUUAGUAUAACGAAUAGUUAAUCACUAAUAUAAUUAUAAUUUGAAAGAAGUUUAUUUGAAUUAGCUUAUGCCAAGUUGAUUAGUAUAAAAAACAUUAUUCUGUUUUCAUUAAAUUAUGAAUCACUAGCUAUUAUAUCCCAAACAUCAAACUUAGAAAUCUCAAAUUUGAGAAUCUCAAAUUCAACUUUUUUGAACUCAUUCCUUACAGUUAAUUCAAUGAAGAACUAAUCUAAAUUAAGGUUAGUAGAUUUUUAAGUUAUCAAUGCAGAGAUAUAACAUUAAAUCCCUAUUCUAGAAAAAUGUAUUCAGAAUUAAGCUUUUGAUUAAAUAAAAUAGAUUUGCUCUUAUGAUAAUAGUUUAAAAGAAUCCCCUAUUGAUUUGAAGUAUUUUAAAAAUUAGGAUAGUGUUAGGAAUGCAUAUUGUAUAAUUUAUCAAAUGAAUUUACAAUAAAAAAAAUAGAUAUCUAGUCUAUUAGAUAUUUUUCCUUAAAAUUCAUAAAUACAUAUUUCAAAAUUGCAAUUAAGAAAUAUUAAUUGUACAAUUUGUUAAAAAGGGCUGGUAAAUGUUAACAUUUAUGAUAAUCUAAGUAUGUUCGUAAUGAAUUCAGUGAAUUUUUAUGAUAAUUAUUGUGGAAAAUAAAGUUGCUUAAAUAUAGUAAAAUCUUUUUCAACCUACAGAAUUUUGCAGUCUUUAAUUUACAUCAUCAAUGAAAAACAAUAUGAUGUUAAAUUACAAAAAUUUUAAUGCAUUAGAAACUUUGCAAACAAAGGUACAUGUCUCUAAAUUUAGGAUAUCAAAAUAUUAAUAGAAGAUUCUAUUUUACAAAAUAAUACAGCAGAAUAAUAAGGUGGAUCUAUUUAUGUUAUUGGCCAUAAAAGUUUUUUUAUUUUGAACUCUGUCAUCUAAUAUAAUAAAGCUAUAUUUGGUGGAGGAUUGUUCUUAAAAGAUUAGAUUUCCUAAAAUGUAAUUUAAUAAGAAACAAUAAUACAUGAAAAUAUUGCAGCUCAAUUUGGUGAUAAUUUUGUUUAGCCUCCUUGUUAAUUAUCAGUUUCAAUUGAUUUAAAAAAUUAGUUACCUAAAAUUAAAAUAAUAGAGAAGGAUAACCUUUUAGUGGAAUAAAUUUAAAUUGGAAAAUAUUAAUUAUUUGUUAAUAAUUAUUCUAAUAUAUUAUAUGUUCCUAAUGGAUAAACUAUGUCUCAAUACUAAUAUUUUGAUUGGAGGAAUUAAGUUUAUAUAGGAUAUAAUUUGCAUCUCAGAUUAAUACCUUUAGAUGCUUACAACAAUGUCUAAGAAAAUUUAAAUAAUACUGAAUGUUUAAUAAGCGGUCGGUUACUAAUCGAAAAUGAAGAUUAAAAUUUGACUGAAAAUUUCACUGAAAACUUUACUAACUUUAAUUCAGUUUUAUUUAGUAAGUCUGAUUACAACUUUGAUAAUAUCACUUUUUUCUUAGAUGAUUAAUUAAAUAUGACUCUAUAAAUUUAAUUUCAUUGCAAUUCAAUUUUCACUCCUAUUUAUGGUAAAGCUCAAGAAAUAUUAGGUUAUCAUAAUAACUAUUUUUUAAGAAUGAACAUUAAAUCGCUACCUUGUUAAUUAGGAGAAAUAAAAAGUCUUUUUGAUUAUACUUGUGUACUUUGUAAUGCUACUUAAGGUUUGUAUUCCUUAGUUCUGAAUUCAAAUACUUGUUCUUAAAAAGAUGAUGUUACUACAAGUGAAAUUAAAUCAGCUUAGUUAAAAUUAAAGCAUGGUUUUUGGAGACCUUAUUUUGAUACUGAUGAAAUUAGCCAAUGUAUCAAUUUACUUUAUAAUUGCAAUGGCGGAUGGAGUGAAGGCGAUACAUCUUGUUUUUAAGGUCAUAUUGGAGCAUUAUGCGAAGAAUGUGACAUAUAUAACAUAAGAGGUUUCGGACAUUUUUCAACAAGUACCAAGUAUUCAUGUGGCUCAUGUGUUGAAUAGAGUAAAAAUAUUUUUGUUAUCACAGGCAUUAGCUUAUGGUAUAUAUUUUCAUUAUUUUAAGGACUUUAAUAUCGAUUUUAAUCACUGUUAGGAGUAAUAUUUCAUUAAAUGAACAAAUGAUGUUGAAACGAGUAAUUUCAAGAUUAAUUUCUUCAAGAGUUUAAUAUCAUUCGAAUUUUGGAAUUUUAAUAAAAAUGAUUACUAAUCACCUUUAAAUACUCUCAGUUAUUUUUACUUUUAAAUUCUCCUCAUUAAUUAGUAUUGGUAAUGUCAUUAAUGCUAUAAGCAAUCCAAUACAAACAAUGACACAUUCUCUUGAUUGUUUUUUAAAGGAUAUAUUUGAUUUCGAAAUUCAUUAUUUAAUAAUUUUAUGGCAAAUUAUCAUGCCCUUCAUAUACAUAUGCAUAUUUUUAUGUAUCUACAGCUUUGCUUUAAUCAUUUUAAAGCUUAAAUUUAAUUUGAAUGUAAUAACUACAACUCUAAUAUAUAUGUACAUCUAUCUCUAACCAUAUUUGGUUGGAGCAUUGAUUUCACUUAUCUCAUAUCGGUAAAUCUCACGAUUUCUUUGGAUUUAAGCCAAUGUUUCUUACAGAUAUGACACUCAAAUACAUUAUUAAUGGUUAUUAAAAUUUUGCAUACCAAUUUUAAUCCUUAUUGCAUUAACUAUUCCAUUAUAUUUCUUUAUUUCAUUGUAUGUUAAUUAAAAUACAUUAAAUAAAAAAAGCACAAGAUAAAAAUGGGGAUAUUUAUAUAAUGAAUAUGUGCUUGAAGCUUAUUAUUGGGAGGUAAUUAAAAUUGUUUUCAAAGAAUUACUUAUAAUUUUCGUUUCAUAUUAUGAAGAGAAUGUUGUAAAGAAAGGAAUCCUUUUGUUGUCAUUAGUGUAUAUUUAUUAAGAGCUUAGUUAAAAAUAUCGGCCUUAUAAAUCAUUCAUUUUAAAUAAAUUAGAUGCAUAUUCAGCAAAUGUAUGUGGUAUAUCAAUAGCUGUUGGAAUAGGGAUUUAUAUUGAUUAACAAAGUUAAACUUAUGAAAUAUAAAUACCUUGUUUAAUUAUUCUCAUUAUGCUUAAUUUUCAAUAUAUAAUGAAAAUUUUUAAAGAAAUAGUAACUUCUUUUGUCGAAGAGAAUGCCCUUUUGAUAGAUAACAUUAAAGAUACAAUUCUCAUCAAGAUACCAUAAAUAUAAAAAUAUAAAAUCUUUAAAAAAAUAUUGUAAAAUAGAGGUGUUUAAAAAUAAAGAACAUAAAUGAGAUAUCUCAAAUUGAAAAAAUAUUUAUUAGCCAAAGCAAAAUAUAUGAUCAAAUGCUAAAAUAAUUAUGGUGUCAAAAUAUCAAGUUCAACCAAAUCCAUAAAUUGA